CCACAACCCCCUCAGAAAAACCAAUCUUUUUGUAUUAUAAGUCCAGUAGAGAAAAGAAUGGCCAUCAUUUCGUUUGAUCCUAGGCUUAAUGUUCAAGUUGAGCAGAAACAGAACAAUCAUGGUGUUGUUGUUGAUGAGAUUCAAGGGCUCAUCAAAGUUUACAAAGAUGGGCAUGUUGAAAGGCCUCCAAUCAUCCCAAGUGUCCCCUGCACCAUGGCACUGGAAGUUGGUAUGAUAGCAAGAGAUGUUGUUAUCGAUAAAAUGACCAACUCUUGGGGACGUAUUUAUGUCCCAAGCAACCGCGCUGCUAAGAUGCCUUUGAUUGUUUACUUCCAUGGAGGCGGAUUUUGUGUUGGCUCAGCUGCUUGGAGAUGCUACCAUGAGUUCCUUUCUUCACUUGCUUCCAGGGCAGGUUGCAUAAUCUUGACAGUGAACUACCGGCUAGCCCCAGAAAAUAGACUUCCUGCUGCUUAUGAGGAUGGUGUCCAUGCUCUCAUGUGGGUGAAAAACCAAGCUCUAAGCGGGUCUAAUGAGCAAAACUGGUGGAUAAGUCGCUGCAAUUUCUCCAACUUGUUCAUAGCAGGUGACAGUGCUGGUGCCAAUAUAGCUUACAAUGUAACCCUGAGGGUGGCAUCCGAUUCCGUUAAUAUCAAGCCUUUGCUUCUCAAGGGUACCAUCUUGAUUCAACCUUUCUUUGGAGGAGAGGCAAGAACUGCAUCAGAGAAGCAUUCUGCUCAGCCAGCUUCCUCAGCACUCACUCUAUCAGCUUCCGAUACAUAUUGGCGACUCUCUCUGCCUUUAGGGGUUAACCGUGACCAUCCCUGGUGCAAUCCGCUAGCAAAGGGCAGCGCUUCAAAGUUGCAUGAACAGAACCUUCAAGCAACAAUGGUUUGCAUAUCAGAGCUGGACAUCCUGAAGGAUAGGAACUUGGAAUUUUGCUCCGCCUUGGCUGGUGCUGGCAAAAGAGUGGAAACAAAGAUUUAUAAAGGAGUUGGUCAUGCAUUUCAGAUUCUGCAUAAUUACCAGUUAGCUCAAAUUCGGAUCAAUGAAAUGCUGUCACAUCUUCAGGCUUUCAUCAACCAGUAGUGCCUCCAUUACCAUGUUAAAAUUAGAUGUUUGUAUCCGCUGACUUCUGCCGUAAAAUUUGUAGCUAUAAUGUAAAAGGUGCCUUUUGUUACUAUUACAAUAAAAAAUAACUCCUCUU
This is a messenger RNA of Rubroshorea leprosula, 1204 nucleotides long. The record is from the annotation of a GenBank genome assembly. Lineage: Eukaryota; Viridiplantae; Streptophyta; Magnoliopsida; Malvales; Dipterocarpaceae.